Salvelinus namaycush (lake trout) is the source of this 1003-nucleotide messenger RNA. It is a transcript of the gene rsph9, whose product is annotated as radial spoke head component 9. The record is from RefSeq and is a predicted model, not a curated record. Gene Ontology annotation, cellular component: axoneme; radial spoke. Bases 1 to 834 code for a protein of 277 amino acids. The transcript is spliced from 5 exons. Lineage: Eukaryota; Metazoa; Chordata; Actinopteri; Salmoniformes; Salmonidae. Gene Ontology annotation, biological process: motile cilium assembly; axoneme assembly; cilium movement involved in cell motility.
AUGGACUCCAAUACCUUAUACUACUCCUUGGACCUCGUUUCUGGUAGCGGUUUAACUUUGAGCAGUGAGCAAAAAGCUGCCCUGCAGACUUCCCUGGUCAUUCUGAAGAGGAACAACAAAUUCAAUCGUGUCCUGUUUUGGGGCAAGAUUCUGGGCAUAAAGGGUGACUAUUUCAUUGCACAAGGGGUUUCAGAAGAUGAGAUGACGGAUAAAAAUAGCCUUUACAGUUUCAACUGUGUGGACUGGCACUUGCUUCCCCCUGCCACUGAGGCAAUGCUAGCGGAAGUGUCUGCUGCAGCAAAGGGUCGCUUCGUGGGAGACCCCUCACAUGAGUAUGAGCACACCGAGAUACGGCGGCAAGGGGAGGGGGACGAGGCUGUGGAGGAGGAAGUCAUGAUUAAGGUGAAAGAGGAGAAGAGGCUGGCCUCCACUGUCCACACCAUUGAUAAGGAGGUGUCUGUGGUCCCACGCGGUGCCUUCAUCAAGAGUCCCCAUGGCCUGGUGCAGACCAACCGCAGCUUUGAGGGUCUGUCCUCAUUGGAGGCGGGUAAACUCAGCUACUUCCUGCACUUCACUGAGCCGCAGAAACUGAAGAAGAAAUCCAUCCUGGAGAUGGCUGACCUCAACCGCUCCAUCGACUUCCUGGAUCCUUUGAGUGAGGAUAUCCCCAAAGGGUCGUGGAGCUUGCAGUUUGAGCGUGGCAGCACAGUGUGUGUGAUCCGUAGCAUGCUGUGGCUGGGCCUGACCUCGUUCCACGUACCCAUGACCCCCCAGCACGGAUACAUCUACAUGGGCGACGGACUGAAGAACCUGGACCUGCCCUUCAUGCUUUAAAGAGCCAGUGAGAUCCAGAGCUGGAGCCAACACCUACCACUUAUCUAAACUGAGAAUCAUCAUAAACCUCUCAUCUGAGCAAGCAGUGUUCUAUCCCCACCCAAAACAGUUCUAUUUAUGCAAGAGAUGUUUCUUUACUGUUAUUUAAAGUAAAUAAACAAACUAAAAU